Messenger RNA from Enterospora canceri, 918 nucleotides. The record is from the annotation of a GenBank genome assembly. NCBI's taxonomy places the organism in Eukaryota, Fungi, Microsporidia, Enterocytozoonidae.
AUGGAACAGAAUCCGUUCUUUAGUGAAAUAGUGGUAGGAAAAUACGUAAACAAGAGGAAACUAAGGAGCAGAUGCUAUGAAGGAAUACCAGAUGAGCACAGGGUGGUGGCAUACAAGCUCCUUUUAGGAGUUUAUGAAACAGAUACGACACUCUUCCAGGAAAUAGACGAAAACAACCUGAAUCUGUACAAAAUGUCACUUGCAAGCAAUACCGACUACUAUUCUGAAGAAUACUUUACAAGCCAAAAUGGCCUAUAUGUCUCGUACCAAAUCAGUACAUCUGUAAUUCACCAAAUAUUCAUCGAUAUAAGGAGAAUUGACCUAAAACACAGAAUUAUCAAUGGGGUGGAUCUGAGCUACGUUUACAUGAAUGUGUUGGUGAUGACUGCUGCCCGUAGGCCGUAUUUGGAGUACGUGCAAGGGAUGUGUGAUCUAGUUGUUCCAUUUCUGGUUUUGAUUUUUGAUGAUAACUCAAAUUCAAUGCAAAAGGAAUCAGACGUAUUUGCAUGCUUUGAUAAGUUGCUUGAUAGAAUUCAACACAACAUAAUCAGUAUGCAGGAGACACCAAUAGAACAGACUAAGAAUAAGUUAAGACGAACUGACAGAAAGUUGUACAGGCAUUUUAAGAGAAUUGACCUGAAUUUGCAUUUCAUCACUUUCAGGUGGUUUAAUUGCCUCUUUGUUCGUGAAUUCGACCUCAGAACACUGCUUCGGCUCUUUGAUUCGAUGCUAUCAGCAGACACAGACAUAUUUCUAGUCAAUUUUGCAGUAACUCUACUGAUAUCAUGUAGAAAUAGUCUCCUUGAAAAGGAUUUCAGUGAAGCCGUAAGUUACAUUCAAAACAUUGGGAAAUCAGACAUAGGCGUAUUAGAAAUACUAAGGAAUUCAGUUCUACUUGACAUAGAUCAAAAUAUGUGA